Cadophora gregata is the source of this 1722-nucleotide messenger RNA. RefSeq lists its product as uncharacterized. The coding region runs from base 7 to 1380 and encodes 457 amino acids. Lineage: Eukaryota; Fungi; Ascomycota; Leotiomycetes; Helotiales; Ploettnerulaceae. The transcript is spliced from 3 exons. The record is from RefSeq and is a predicted model, not a curated record. Gene Ontology annotation, molecular function: oxidoreductase activity.
ACCAUCAUGGAUACAACAAGCGACAAUCAUCGUGAACGAUGGGGCUACUCGUUCGAGUGGACUGACAAUCACCUCCCGGCAGAGGAAAUCGCAGCACUCCGGUCUCAUGUUGAUGAGCUCGGAUCUGCUGCGUUCGAAAAGCUUCAGGCUCUUGCUGGUGGAGGAGACAAAAAAUGCCCUAUCAGACCAGAACUAUACGCUGUCCUUCGAGACCACCAUCAAGAAGACGAGACACUUGAAGCAUUUUGGCAAGAACUUCAUUCGGUACCCGACUGGGUAGAUUGGACCCAGAUUGAACGUGCUCAGAGGUUCUUUGCAAGACAUGCGCUCGCAAAUAGUACUGCCUUUGCUCUGCAAGGUUUCAUCCGCGAGAACUCAGCAUCUCCGGGUAUUGCUGAAGUCUUCGCCAGGACGGGAGGUUUCGCGAUCAAAAAUCUGCUCUCUCGAGUCAUCGAAACCUUCACUUGGCUCAUCCACGUUACCAAUUCCCUGGAAUCCAUUCAGCCAGGUGGAGAAGGACACACUUCAACGAUCCGUGUCCGGCUUUUGCAUGCUGCUGUCAGACAGAGGAUCUUGAAGCUGGCGAGUUCUAGGCCUGAGUACUUCUCAGUCGAGAAGUUUGGUGCCCCAGUCAACGACCUCGAUUCCAUGAAUGCUAUCUCUCUCUUCUGCUGCAGUCCCAUGUGGGAUAGCUUUCCCAAAAUGGGAAUUUACCCCACCCAACAAGAGAUCGUUGAUUUCAUCGCUCUCUUCCGAUACAUUGCUUACCUCACCGGAACUCCGACAUCAUACUGGGAGACCCCAGAAAAGGCCAAAGCAGUCAUGGAGACAAUGCUGCUGUACGAGCUUGCUCCGAAUGGGACUUCGAAGAUCCUAGCUCACAACUUCGUCAAGUGGAUUGAGGAUCAACCUCCUCCAUAUCUCUCGCGAGGGUUCCUCGAAGCUGGAUGCAGGUGGAUGAAUGGUCCUGAGAUGUGUGAUGCACUCGGCUUGGGACGACCGGGACCAUACUACUAUGCUGUGUUUGCGGGACACAAUAUCCUCGUAUCUUUCUUGGCAUACUCGCAGAGACUCAUCCCUUCCUUCGAUCGGUUGGUCAUCAAUUUCUUCCGGAAAACAUUGUACAACGCGGUCACGGACCAUGCGUACCUCUCGGGAGGCAAGGGUCCUUUUGACUUCAAAUUUGUUCCCCAGCUCAACACCAAGUUCGGGAAGGAGGUGGAUCUUGGCGAGAUUGGGGGGAUAAGGAAGUUGUUCAGGCUUGUUGAGUUGGUGUUCUUCUUAGUGUUCUUGACCACAGUCCUGUUUUGGGGAGCGGGUCUUGUAUUUGCUGUUCGAUGGGUACUACCCAUAGUUCCAAAAGGCCUCAUUUCGCUGUAGCUGGCGUAAUGCAAUUCGACAAGGCCAUCAAGAAAUGAUGCCUUGGUCCAAUCCGUGUCAUAUUGUAACCUUUUGAAAUGAAAGACUCCAUCGAGCUUUGACAUAGCUUUCCAGACAUAGAAGCAUCUGCCGAGGAUAGGAAUGAUGUCCAACUCUUCGAGGCCGCGGUUCGUGUAGUGCUGAGACCUACAUCUCGUGCUUCUUGGCACCAAAACCGCCUGCAAGAGCCCUGGAUGUCUGUCGGACAGGAGAAAAUUAAAUAAAAUAAAGAUUUAGAAGAAAGGCAGAGGGGCAAGGAAAGGCUCUCCAGGAUGCGGCCAGCUGGCGUUUAUUGCAAAAUGC